UCCCUCCCUCCACCCGCGACCAUCGCGGCUCUCUCAAGCGACUAGCGCCGAGAGGUAAAUAGAAGCAGGAUCUCAAAAUGGCGGAGCCUCCUAGUCCCGUACGAGGCGCGACGGUGGCGCCGCUACCCCUGCAGGAGCCCUUCCCUUCGAAUCUAGCCGUGGACACCAGGGCCUCUCCGCGCGGAUUCCAGCCGGCUCCCAAGCGCUUGAAGGCAGAAGAGCGCGGCCUCAAAGGCUCGAAGCGCGUUAACGGAGAGGGCGGCGGUAGCAAUAAGAAGCAGCAACAGCCGCCGCCGCCACAACCGCCGCCGCCGCCGCACAUCCCAUUGGCGCCUGCCUCGGUGGGUCACGGGAGCCCCGCCGUGUGGAGCCUCACGGCGUUUUCUUCCGGAGCCUGCGGCGGCAACACCACGGCUGGCGGCGGGUCAUUUGUUUUCCCGCCUCACUUGCCCCACAAGUUGCUCUUGCCGCCGCCCUCUUCUCAUGCCCACCACCGCUUGGCCGUCAGCGCCGAGGGAGGCGGCAGCAAGAGCGGCGGCGGCGGCGGCGGAAGCAGCAACAGCAGCAGCAGCAAGACCAAGAGGCCCAAAGAGAAGCGAGACAAGGAGAAGAGGAAACUCGGGCCCUUGCCGGUGGCGGAAAGAGGGGGAGACGGAGCAGGCGGCGGCGUGGGUCUGAGCGCGACCGGUUGCGAGGAGAACGGCGACGUGAAGAUGUUGCUUCAGCAGCAGCAGCAGCAGCACCAUCGUCACCAUCACCGCCACCACCAGGAAGAUCAGAUCACCAGAGAAAAAAUAUCAGAAAGGGAAAAAGAAAAACAGAAAGAAAAGAAGAAACAUAGAUUAAUGUCAGAAAUCAAGAAAGAGAAUGGAGAAAUGAAAUUAUUUCAGAAAGGUGUGAAGGAAAAACCAAAAAGCAAUACAGAAGACCUGCAGAUUAAAAAAGUAAAGAAGAAAAAGAAAAAGAAACAUAAAGAGUGUGAAAAAAGGAAGCGUCCAAAAAUGUACAGUAAAUCUAUUCAGACCAUCUGCUCAGGACUGCUUUCUGAUAUUGAGGAUCAAGACGCCAAAAGCAUUGUUGAUAAUCAUCUUAAGGAUUUCAAUGGAAAAAAUAUGGAUCCCAAUAAGGAUUCAGAGUCCAAGAUACCAGAGAACAGUGAGUUUCCAAUUGUCUCGUUAAAGGAGCCACGGGUUCAAAAUAAACUUAAAAGGCUGGACAUGUUGGAGUUCAGACAGUUCAUUCAUACUGAGCACCAGCCUAAUGGAGGUGCUUCAGUUAUACAUGCCUACAGUAAUGAACUCUCCCACUUGUCUCCUGUGGAGAUGGAGAGAUUUGCGGAAGAAUUUGUGGGUCUGGUUUUUAGUGAAAAUGAAAACUGUUCAGCUUACUAUGUAAUGGGAAUUGUUCAUGGGGCAGCUACUUACCUACCUGACUUUUUAGACUACUUUUCAUUUAAUUUUCCCAAUUCGCCAGUGAAAAUGGAGAUUUUGGGAAAGAAAGAUAUAGAGACGACGACAAUGUCAAAUUUUCAUGCUCAGGUAAAAAGAACGUAUUCCCAUGGGACAUACAGAGCUGGCCCUAUGAGACAAAUCAGCUUGGUUGGGGCAGUGGAUGAGGAAGUGGGGGACUACUUUCCGGAAUUCCUUGAUAUGCUGGAAGAGUCACCUUUCUUAAAAUGUACAUUGCCAUGGGGAACACUUUCUAGUUUGAAACUAGAGAGUCGAAAAGAUAGUGAUGAUGGUCCCAUCAUGUGGGUGCGUCCUGGAGAACAGAUGAUUCCUGUGGCAGACAUGCCAAAGUCACCUUUCAAAAGGAAGCGAACUACCAAUGAAAUAAAAAACCUGCAGUACCUACCUCGUACUAGUGAACCUCGUGAAAUGCUCUUCGAAGACAGGACACGAGCCCAUGCAGAUCACAUAGGACAAGGGUUUGAACGACAGACUACAGCUGCUGUGGGAGUAUUAAAAGCAGUACAUUGUGGAGAGUGGCCUGAACAACCUCGUAUAACCAAAGAUGUUAUUUGCUUUCACGCAGAAGAUUUUUUAGAGGUAGUUCAACGACUGCAACUGGAUCUGCAUGAACCCCCACUUUCACAGUGCGUCCAGUGGGUUGAUGAUGCAAAACUUAACCAGCUCCGAAGGGAAGGCAUUCGAUAUGCCAGAAUUCAGUUGUAUGAGAAUGAUAUUUAUUUUAUCCCAAGGAAUGUUGUACAUCAAUUUAAGACUGUUUCAGCUGUGUGUAGUUUGGCUUGGCAUGUUCGACUCAAGCUUUAUCAUUCAGAGGGAGAAAAUCAAACCAUUGGUGACAAAGACCCACCAACAAAUCCUGCAUCUUCUGUAAUAGGACUUCAGAUUGAUAAUAUAAUCCAUACUGCAAACACAAAUGCCACUGAAGACACCAAAUUUGUAGACAGCAUGCAGACUAAACUUGUGAAACAGGAUUUUUCCGAUACACUACAUGAACCUGUGACAUCUCUCCAAAUUAAACAAGAACAGAUUACUAUUAAUCUUCCUCAAAAGACAGUGAUACCCAAUGCUAUGGAAUAUCGGGAUAUUAAAGCAAAGCUGGAUCAUGGUCAGUUGGCAGGAUCUAAGUUUGAAAUGGACUCUGAAUUUGAAGCUGAUGACAAAGACUUACAGGACAGCUUGUGCCCAGGAGGUUAUGUGAACCUAGAGGACACAAGACAGAGCAGUUCAGCAUAUCCAAGUCUGCAUGGCAAAGAAGAUGACUUUUUGUGUUAAAGUUGUUGUAUGUAUGUUUUUAAAUUCUUUAUAAACAUAAUGAUGUAAUAAUGUAAAGAUGCUUAAAUUUCGUGAGGCAGGUUUACCACUUGUCCUCACAUCUGUUACAAAAAAUAGUUUAUGUAGCUUUGUAACAUUCCUCAGUGCCUGUCCAUAACUGUGAAAGUAUCAAAGCACUUAGGGCCAGAUGCACUGUAAACACUGCAGGUGUAACAUAAAGAAGUCUUUAAAUAUGAGUUGUAGGUUUUAGAAUAGAGCUGACAUUUAACAUAUAUUUUUUGUAAGAUAAGCCAGAAUUCUUUUUGACAAUUCCAGGCUUUUCCAUAGAGCUUAUUUAUACUGAUUUUUUUUCUUUUAAAUGUGUCAGCACUGUAGUGUAAAUAGCUUUUUUAAAAAAACAAAUCUUUUUAGUGUGAUUUAUAUUGAAAUGUGAGCCACCUAAUAAAAGGUUCAUAAUAAGAAUAGUGGGUUUUAUUUUUGGGUUCCUUAAAAGUCAUAAGUUCAUUUUUAAUGCAAAAAGGCAAAAAAUAUCUUGUGGGGGGGAAAGUUAAUAUUCUUAUGACAUAAUAAAAUGCUUGGCUGCGUUAUUAUGUUGUUAUGUGCUGUUAAGUUGCUUUCAACUUAUGGUGAUGUUACAAAUCAGUGAUCUCCAAAAGGCCCUUUCAUUAAUAGCCCCACCCAGGUUUUACACACUCAAGACUGUGGCUUUCUUUAUUGAGUAAAUCCAUCUCAUAUUUGGUCUUCCUCUUUUCCUACUGUCUUCCACUUUUCCUAGCAUUACUGUCUUUUAGUGUUGCCUUAUGAUAUUUCCAAAGUAUAAUAAGCUUAGUUUAGUCAUUUUAUUGACAUUUGACACAAUCUUCUGUUUACUUUUCACAAAAUCUCACUUUUCAGGUGAAUUGGAAAAAGUUGUUCUUGUGGCUAAACAUGUAGUAAAACUCUUUUUCUGCUUGCAUUGACUUUGCUCAUAAUGCUUGUGCCAUGAUAAAUGAGACUGGCAAUUAUCAGUUAUAGGGUGUUUUUUUUAAAAAAAUAAAUCACCUCGUAUGUGUGCUAAAUCUGGGGAGCCUUUUCCUGUCCAUGUAACCUGUGAGAAUAUCUCACUGGCACAUAUAGUUUGUUGUGACUCGAGUCCAAUUAUUUUCAAAAUGACAUACUUUGUGCUUAUGUUAAGCAGAUCUAGCUCAUGGAGUACAUAAUGCCUUGCUUUAUAGCUUUUCCCUAACUCAGAUCCUCCAGGUGUUUAGGGCUAUCUGUCACCUUUGGACAUCAUGGCAGGUCAGGAUGCUGGGAGUAAUAGGCUUGACACACCUGAAAGGUGUCAUGCUGGGGAUGUCUGCACAGUUAUUUUGUUGCCCUGCAUGAUAACUGGAAAACCUGUUUCUGUCCAGAUGCUGAUGACCUAUUACUCCUAUCAUCCCUCACUGCUACAGAUUCCUUGGUCUGGUGCUAUACAGAGAGAACUGACAAGCAGUAAGAUAAAGUUUUAAAAAUAACAAAAACAUUAUUUGGAAUGAUGCUGUAGAAAAAAUAUUUCUAAUCACUGGGUAUAUUUUAAAGCUUUGUUUUGCAUCCUGAAACCUCUGUGUCAGUGAAGAAAACAAAUAGGAAUCCAAGGAUGAGGGACAGCUGGAGUGGCCCACGUGGUAUAUCAUGGAACCCAAACAGGUUUGGUUUUUAAUGGUUGGAUUCACACUCAGUCGUACUUAGAAAUAAAUGGAGUUGCAUUAGUCAUGACUAAUUGAUUUCAUCAGGCUUCUCAAAGUAUAAGUAAAUCCAGAUCCACCCUAUAGUUUCCUGCCUACACCAACAUGCAUAGUUUUGGACUUUUCAUUAUGGAGCCCAGAGGUCAUGAAGGCCAGAAGUACAGUCAGAAGUAUACUCUUGGAACUUUGAAGAGAAGCAAAAUUUGAUGCAGUAAUUACCAUAUGCUUUUAACAAUUUGGAAACUAAACCUGCUAGAAGCACUCCCUCCCCCAACUGAAUGCAAGAGUCAGAAGCUUUGUGUAGAAGGGCAUAAUUGGCCAUUGUGCCCGUGAUGCCAAGUCAAAUAGUUUAUUUGCAGCACAUAGAUCUUGAGAUGGCUUCCUUGACAGAUGUUGUCUUAUUGAAGUCGGCCAGCCUCUGGGAAAGCAUCGCCACUGCUGCUGGAGCUGCUAGCUUCAUAGGGUUUAAAACAAGUGAACAUACACAUUGGCCAGCCACAUUGUACUGUAACUCUAAUGUUAACACAAAACUGAUGGUCUUAAUAUUAAAUGUUUCAGAGUUUGUUAAUAAAUAGAAAUAAACACAAACUAUCAUGCUGCCCUUUCAGUUUUAGCAAUAUAACUCUACAGGCUAAAUGAUGUUAAGAUAAAAUAUGAUGUAACCAAUGUCUCUUAAUACAAACUAGACUUUUCUGUAUAGUAGAGAGAAGGGGAAUGGACUGAAGAUCAAUAGGAGUGCACCUACUUUGCAUGCAGAAAGUCCCAGUUUCCAUCCUUAGCUUCUCCAAGUGAGCUAGGAAAUACUUUAUUGCAAAUUUUUUGAGUGUUUGUUACACUGAGAUAAAUUGACCAAUUAUUUGCUUUGGUAUAAAUGCACCAUCCAUUAUAGCCUUUGAUGUAUUAUGCCACUUCACAAUGCAAACAGGGAAGUCAGUGUUGGUGAGGUAUUUUAAAUAUACAUUUUUUAAUCUAAGGAAAGCUACCUGAAUGAAAUGAAGAAUUCUUCCUUUCCUUAGUGUUAAUAUCCUAACAUUUUUGUUCAGAGAGGUGUUGACCCAUGAGAGCACUAAAUUGUGUCGUUUUCACCUGUAGUAUGAAGGGCAAUCCUAGAAGCAUUAUCCAAGAUAAAAUAAUUUUUGGUAGAGAUGUUAAAGAGGAUUUGCAAUCAGUAGUGUCAUAGCCUCUCAGCAUUGUUAAUGCCUAUAAAACUUUACUACUUUAUUUGUAUUCCAUAUAGAGCUUAAUAAAUGUCCUAACAAUGACAGGAUUCUUCUUGAAUCCCUAAGAAACUGCUUUUGUGUGGACCUUUUGCACUUCAUGAAGUGACUGGGAAGUCUUUCAGUAGCUUAUCAGCUCAUGGGGCUGGAAACACUAUGACCAUUUUAAAGUACUGUGACCUGUACUUUAAGCUUCCAGGUUUAAGCUGAACUGAGUUGUCACUUGUGUUUUUCAUUUCCAUCUUUUAUUUGCUUCUGGAAUUAUGCUCGACCCUACCUUUCAGCUUGCUAUAAUACUUACCAAGCUCAUAUGUUGGAGGACUGAGCAUGAAGUAAGGAGAGGACAUCCAUGAUGUGUAUUUUGAGCCCCUUGUUCCCCUUUCCUUAGCUUGUCCUUAGCUAUCAAGUGGAAAUUAUUUCAGGCUCUUUAUUUUGCUUCUUUCCAACUAAUAUUUCUAGCCAUUGGCAUUUUACUCUGUAUGCCUUCCCAUCUCCGUUUAAAAUUCAUCCCUUCAUAGGAUAAUUAUUAGAACGUAUAUGGGCUCACCUAAGUUAAACGUCUUUGGAGCUGUAACAGUGAGACACUCUUUUUCUUUUCUUUUUUAACCAUUUUAUAGUAUCCAGUCAGUUAAGCCACGAACAAAGUUUCUGUGAUCUACUCCUUUCAUGUGAAUAGCAAUAUUGUGUGAGCUAUGCACUUGACAAUGUUUAUACUGUAUAAUUAUAUUUCAUCUACAUUUGGUCCCCAAAAAUCUUCCGGACAUAAUCACAGAAAACAUUUUAACUCAGGGUGUAUAUGUGCAUCAAUAUAAAAUUUAAAAAAUGAUCCAGACUGUAAUCCUAUGUAUGCUUAACUCUUAAAUCCCAGUUAGCAUACUGGGUAAAUCUGAGUAAAUCUAAGGAGGGAUAAUGACCAUGAUCAGUUCUUACAAAUAGGAACAUUAUAAUUUUACCUUAUUGAUUUCAGCCAUGCUUCUUUAGCGCUACUGUAGUAAGGGACAACUGUUGGCAAAUCUAGUUGGUACACCAUCAAAACAAAUAAAAUAACAAAUGGCCUAAUGUAACCGACUGUGUUUUC
Messenger RNA from Pogona vitticeps (central bearded dragon), 6742 nucleotides. It is a transcript of the gene RSBN1L, whose product is annotated as round spermatid basic protein 1 like. Lineage: Eukaryota; Metazoa; Chordata; Lepidosauria; Squamata; Agamidae. The record is from RefSeq and is a predicted model, not a curated record. Gene Ontology annotation, cellular component: nucleus.